Lineus longissimus is the source of this 7070-nucleotide messenger RNA. RefSeq names its product zinc finger MYND domain-containing protein 11-like. Gene Ontology annotation, cellular component: nucleus. The record is from RefSeq and is a predicted model, not a curated record. Bases 84 to 2315 code for a protein of 743 amino acids. Gene Ontology annotation, molecular function: transcription corepressor activity; DNA binding. NCBI's taxonomy places the organism in Eukaryota, Metazoa, Nemertea, Pilidiophora, Heteronemertea, Lineidae. Gene Ontology annotation, biological process: regulation of signal transduction; regulation of transcription elongation by RNA polymerase II. The transcript is spliced from 14 exons.
GGCGUGACGUAGCACGCAAGUAGUAAUUUCAGCUUCGCAAACUGCUGCGAAAAUCUCACAUUUUAGCUAAAUUACCAGGCAAAAUGAAGUUCUAUAAGCGGCGCUUAGCCCCUCCCAAGGUUGUAGUGCAGCUCUGGGAAGCCGUCAACUACGUCCGGCAACAGAAACAGAUUCCAAACCAUGAGCGACUCGCCAAGUUUGUCGGUAGGGAGCAUGGGAUGAAGCCGAGUGAACUCGAUGACCAUCUGAAAGAAGCCGUCAAGGAUGGCUUGAUUCAUUCGUACGAGAUCAUUGGAAACAAGGGGUCAAAGGUCGGAAUCAAGCAGGAAGGCUUUAAAGUCCCUGACCUCACGGAUUGUAAUGAGAGGGGAAGUCAUGAUUGGUAUUGUUUUGAGUGUCACAACCCUGGUGAGGUUGUCAAGUGCAAGGACUGUUGGCGCGUGUUCCACGCAGACUGCAUCGACCACGACACGGACGAACCUCACUACUAUUGUGAAUUCUGCAAGACUUACAAGAAGAAGAGUAAGAUUCCACGUCGAGAGUUAAAUCGCCUUCUGAGCUUCACCAUCGUCAGACUCAAAGAAAAGACACGAGAGUUACAUCGCAUGGGGCUGAAGGAUGAAGAACUAAAGUGUAUGGCCUUCAUUUACAAAGACAUGGAUUUGAAUACAAUGGAAGAGAAGACUCUGGCGAGAGAAUUUACGCAUCUGGAGGAGUUUUAUGCGGACACGAGGUUGAUACUUCAUAAUGUCAUGAUGUGUUACGGAGAAACAAACCAGAUGACAGAGUUGGCCAGGUCCAUGGUGAAGGAGUGCAUGUACGAUCUUGAUGAGAUUCGACUGUGUAAAGAUUGCUACUUCAUGUCCAACGCCAAGCCCAAAGACUGGUUCUGCGAGCCCUGUUCCCCACCCCAUGAUCUGGUCUACGCCAAACAACGAGGAUUCAACUUCUGGCCAGCCAAGGUCAUCAAGGUCACCAGGGACGGCUACGAUGUCCGAUUCUUUGGAGGAUGGCACCAGAGGGCAACCGUACCAAAGUCCUCCGUCAAGCCGAUUGACACGAACCCGAAACACAUCACGGUAAAAAAGACACCAAGUAACCUGACAGGUUUCACUAAGGCCUGUGAGGAACUCCAGAGGCACAAGGAGCUACUGGAAAAGCAACUUGAAAAACAAUUAGAGAGGAAACGUCAAGGGAUUACGGAGUCGGACAUCGAUGAUCUCAGUGAUGAUGAGUUUGCGAAUGUGCCGCGGUUGACGCAUGUCGGCCAUAUUGAAGAUGAUGAGCACGAGGGUGAGGAUAUGGAUCACGAUCAGGAAGCACCUGAUAUGGAUCAGGAGGAAGCUGAGGACGCGCCGGAGAUGGAUGCGCCGGAACGGUCUGAACCGGAAGAUGAAGCGGCUGUUAGCGACCCGAAGAAAAGCAGAGGGACACCGCAACCGGAUAAGGUUGAGGAAACGUUACCGCCGAAACGACGACGGAAAAAGCGGUCUCUGAGUAUCGAAUCUGCCGAGCGGGAAUCGACGGUUAAGAAACGUCCGUCGAAGAAGGCGGGCAUUGAGCGGGAGGAAUCUGAAAGUGAGGCUCCGGUGAAGAAGGAGAAGGUGAAGAAAGAGAAAACGCCCAGGAGGAAGAAGAAGACUGAGUCGAGUGGGGAGACGGAGGAAGAGAAUGAGGCUGCGGCGGCCAGCAAGGUCACAGCUAUGCGGAUGUCUGACGAGCAAGCGCCCACCCCUGAAGAUGUCAAUCUAGUCACAUCGAGUGAAGAUAAGGUCCCCAAAGUUAGCACAUGUCAUACAAGUACACAGACUCCAAAGAAAUUCCAGGGAGCAAAACCCGCUGCGAAGACUACCCAGACUGAGAUUGACGAGGAGCCCAGUGCCGAUAGCGGUAAGGGUUGCAACUGUGACACCAAGUACCAGAAAGUUGUCAGUGAUCUGAAGGACCGCAUGAAGAGAAUGCAAGAAGACGAGAAGGAGAAGGCUUUGAAGGAAUUGUCGCAGCGGUUACAAAAAGAUUUUGAACAAGACAAGCAGCAGGCGGUGUCGCGGGCGAUUACGAAUAUACAACGCGAGACAGAUCGCCAGCGGAAAAAAACAGAGGAGGAAGUCCGUGCAAAAUAUAUGGAAGAAAUGAAGAAACUGGCCCAGAAACACAAGGAGCAAACAUCAGUCACCAAGAAAAAACAAUGGUGUUACAACUGUGAGGAAGAGGCCAUGUAUCAUUGCUGCUGGAACACUUCCUAUUGCAGUAUCACCUGUCAACAGGAACAUUGGCAUAAAGAUCACAAACGCGUCUGCAGACGCAAGAGAUAAACGUCAACAAACCACCAUUUGAAACGAUAUUGAACUAUUCCAUGUAAAUAUUGUAUAAAAGAUUGCUGUAUUCUCGCCAGCGGGCGUGGACGGGUCGUAGUGUCUGUGCUGGCCAGUAGGAGGUGUUGCUGGCUAGAUGUCAUGUCACGUUGUCAUGGAGAUCACUGGUAUUCAGUAACUGGGGAAUAUUCUUGAGCAUUUGUUAGCGAUUUCAAGUCUAAUUUACCUCUUUCCUGAUCAGCGCCUCGAGUGAUUGGCUCAUUGUUUGAAUACAAAAUGGCCGACUUUGGUCAGGUUUGUCUUUCACAAUAUUGCCGGAGGACGAGUGUUGAUGGUUAAGUACGACAGUAUGCGAACCGGCCGGUGCCCUAGCUGAUCUUAGGGUGAUGGAAUAACUGGGGUCAGAGGCCUGUUGUUAGCCACGAGCGUCCUUGUGGACUUUGCGCUAAACCCUGUCUACUUAUCUCUUGUUUAGCCCUAAUGUAAAUGAUGACAAAGACAUUGGGCUCUUUGAAUUAUCAAAAUUUUUGAUAUUUCCGACAUCACGUCAGUCGUGACAUCAAAUAAACGCAGACUGAACCCAAAACUUGGCAAAGUUCAACCACUCCACCGCAAGAGGUGCUUAUCUGGUAAGAGGCAAAUUGCAGACAUUCACAUCUUGACAAAUUUUCUUUCUUAUAUAUUUCUAUCUGUGUUGCAAUUCGCAAGUGUGAAGUGUGAAUUAUAAAAGUCGGACAUUGUUAAUAGUCGUACUUCCACCUAUCAAAUCCCCGUGUCUUUUGCGCUUACACCUAUGAAUUGCCGUGUCUAAAUAGACCUGUGUGUCAAAUCCCCGUGUCUAUUAGCCCCAUCAAGCUCGAUGGGGCUAAUCGGGGGCUAAUUUAGACCCGUGUUCAACACGGGUUUUUUGAUAGGUGGAAUCUGAAUAGACACGGCAAUUGCAAGUUCUAAGACCCGGUGACAGAUGGCGCGGUGUAGUUGCCUCGGUAUUGCGCAUGCGAAAUUCCCCUCCAACGGGAAAGAAACACAGGAGAGCUCCCUACCUACAGCGCACCUGUCGCCGGGACUAUUAACCAUUGUCUAACACCACUGAUAGGUGUAAGUGCACCGCGGGUUUUUUGACACACGGUGAAGAAACGGGUCUUGAAAAAACACGGGGUUUUAUGAUAGGUGGAACUACGACUAUUGUGUUCAAAUAUCCCAGUUUACAGUGUUGAUUAUUUCACUUGGUACCUGACGUUUCAAUCUAUCAUAGUGAAGUGGCUGUUUAAAGUAUGAAGUCGGCACAGAGGUGAGGGUCCACUAAAGCAAUUAUGAAUAGAGCACGAAAAGAUUAGUAGGGACAGUGAUGUUUGUCUCAAAUAGGUCAUUUCUAUCAUGUUUUAAUUCUGUAAUCAGGACACCUGUAUUAAGGACAGUGUUGCCCACACCGAAGGAUGUCCUUCAUGGAAUAUUCAGCUGCAGUCUCUAGCCAAUUUCAUAAAACUGGCAUUAACUCUUUCGUUACCCCAUCCGGUGUAAACUAGGUCUGCGCCCUGGCCCGUACAUGUACAAUGGAACCUCCCUUAACGGACACCUCGUUUUUAAGGACAACCUCUCUAUUCAGGACACUAGUUUUGGUCCCAAAUUGGUUGUUUCCAUUCAAUUUGACCUCGCUUAUAGGUACACCUCUCUAAUAAGGACACCACUUUUCAGUCCCAAGGGUGUCCUCAAUAGAGAGGUUCCACUGUAUUGGUACUGCUAAAUUGUCCCCAAGUUCUAUUAUUCCACUACAGUCCUUAUACAUGCAAGUCUUUUGUUAGUUACACCUGAAAAAACAAGAUGGCAGCACUGCACUCUGCUCAAUCUAAGAUUGGGUGAUGUUUGGCUAUUUUACAAUGAAACUUUUCCUGUGACUAGUUAGGAUCCAGGUCACCCAGUCUAUGCCAAAUGUGAGCCAGGGGUACAAUACAAGCCCUUGAUUAUGAAGGGAUUCUCAAAUGAAGGUUACCAUGGUCUGUUAUGUGCUCACCACAGCUUUCAAUACUUGAUGUAUCUGAAGAGGCACUCUGAACUUGGCAUGGACUUAUCAAGGAGCUGCUCACGGUGCUGAACUUCUAGCUUGCCUGUCGGCGAAGUGCCUUGCCCGAGACCUGGCUACUUGUAGGAGGAGCACGCAUUUUAAAGUUAUAGUAGUGAUAGUGCAAUUGGUUCGAGCCAUUUGGAGGCCGACAUGUGAAGGCCUAUCUGGGUUCUCCUUCUUCUCCGUAUAAAAAGGCGCAUAUUGCUGACUAAGGAACGAGGCAUUGCCUCAUCAUCUCUAUCGGACCAAAUGAUAUACUUUUAUAUGCACGCAUAUAGCACGCCACAGCUAGGUCCGAGUCUGUGGACAAAUGGUUGGUUUAAUUUGUCUCUUCGAUAUGGCUCCUUUGAUAUUGCAUUAGAUUUUCAUUGCAAUUCAAUCUAUUCAAGGUAUAGCAUAUUUGAACCUGCCUGCGCCACAGGUACAAUGCUAGUACACUUUAAUAUCCCUGUGGUAACGAAGGGUUAAAGCUACGAGAGUACAAGUCACAGAGGUCUUGGCUGCAGGUUUUGAUAACCUUUUCUUCCAGUUUGUUGUGUGAAUGUGUGUAUUCUGUCCCGUGAUUAAGAACCUUUCUCUAGAUACAAAUGUAAAUUGAGAUUAUAGUAUUUCUAAUUGUUUUAUUGAUAGUUUUAUCAGUACAUAGGUUAGGAUCUUAUGUAAACAUACAUUUUUUAGAGAUAUUUAAAUUAAAUCCCUCUUUUUGUGGUUGACGAAAAUGGUACUUGUACAGAGUGGCUAAGAAAGUAGGUUACUUUUGGCCAGUGCUGUAAACGCGGAAAUACUUGCGGCCAUUACACUUUGCGGUUUUGUGAAGUAGCUAAUGUUGCAUACUUUUAAUUUAUCAGCAACCUCGUUGCUAUCAUUUCAAUUUAUUUUAUUUUCGCCGCCAUAGAGUAAAGAAACGCGAAAAUAAACGGCACGCAAGUAUAUCCUGGUUACCUUUGUGUUUUCAACUAACUUUUCAUUUUGGUUAUAGCCCCUUUCAAUGUUUUGAGACAAAUGUAAUAUUCUUUUACUAGAAAUCACUCAAAAUCACUAAAAAAAAUCUUACUGUAAAAAUAAUUGUGCUCUAUUGUGAAUUGUCCCUGGUGACACAAAAUUAAACGUAUUUUAUAAUUUAAUUUCUGAGCAUCCCAUCAUGUUAGAGGCGAGUGUAAAUAGUCGGAUUUUAUAAAUAAGCGAACUUGAAAUACAUGUAUAGCUGAUAUACUUUAAUCAGGAGUGACAAUAAAUAUUGACGAAUAUUGACAUUUUGUGUUGUGUCAGGUGCCCCGCAACAGGUAUAAAAUUCAAUGCUGCGACCUAGAACAAUUAUUGCUGCGAUGAGGGAUAGUAACAAAUAACGCUCAUCUGCGGGUAAAACUAGUGAGAGUUGGAUUUGAUCUUGAUCACAGGUUGUGGUGAUCACUGAUUCUUGUCGCAGGUGCCAGCAAUGGAGAGAUUUUUGUCGCAGUUCUCAGCAACAGAAAUUGAUAGUUUGCGGCUGCAUUUUAUAAUAUUGACUUUGACUUGAGGUAGCUUUAGUGUUGGCACAUUUUCUUCGAUAAUGACACAAGUUGUACAGUAUGUCCCAAAAAACAUUUCCCCAGGCCCUCAAAAAUUAUACUGGGGCCAACGGGUGUGGGCAGGGCAAAUAUGAGGCAGACAAAUUUAUCUUGUCAGUGUGCAAUGUAGGGGUUUAACCUGCUCUUCCUGAAGAUGUACGAAAUACUUCCACAGAUAAAACUUGGUCAGUGUCUUUCUCAGUCGCAGAGAUUUGACAUCACGAGUUGAAGUACCUAGAUACACAUUUUGCUACUCUAAUCUCCCGCUUCUGAGUGCCAAAAUACACAGUCUUCAUGCAUUGUUUUGCUAACUGUGGAAUGCAAUGCUUUUGCAGGGUAAUACGGAAGUUUUAAAAAAAUGAUUAGUGACAUGUUUUUGGGCCACACUGUACCGCUUUGAUUUCUGAUCAGUGACCUUGGAAACCCUUAACCACUUAAUGCCGCAAUAAAGUUUUUCUUACCUUCCCGCUCGGCCGGAAUUAAUUGCAGGAAAAUGUAAUUUUUCUUCUUUACAGCGGCCAUUGAUCAAGUGCUGCCAGCUGGUGUUUUUGUGAAGAACUCAGCCUCCUCAGUUUCAGUUUCCCACGAUUGUUUGAAUAGGGUUUUGAGUACAGGAUUUCACAUGGGACAAUCCUGUGGCUGGCUGACGUAUAUAUACGUCUUACGGCAGAGCGGUUCAGAUACAGUUCGCGUAUAUAUACGUCUUACGGCAGAGCGGUUCAGAUACAGUUUGCGUAUAUAUACGUCUUACGGCAGAGCGGUUCAGAUACAGUUCGCGUAUAUAUACGUCUUACGGCAGUGCGGUUCAGAUAGAGUUCGCGUAUAUAUACGUCUUACGGCAGAGCUGUUCAGAUACAGUUCGCGUAUAUAUACGUCUUACGGCAGAGCGGUUCAGAUACAGUUCGCGUAUAUAUACGUCUUACGGCAGAGCGGUUCAGAUACAGUUCGCGUAUAUAUACGUCUUACGGCAGAGCGGUUCAGAUACAGUUCGCGUAUAUAUACGUCUCAUGGCAUCAAGUGGUUAAGAAAUAUUAUUGUACACAAUGAUUUUACUACAGUUUGUUAUUGUGGGGAGAAUAUAUACAUACUAUCAUAUUAUGUUAUAAUACCAGAAUGAAAAGAAGAGAAUAAAAUAUUUCACUGUUA